Myripristis murdjan (pinecone soldierfish) is the source of this 3186-nucleotide messenger RNA. RefSeq names its product vomeronasal 2, receptor 1 (gene vmn2r1). Gene Ontology annotation, biological process: G protein-coupled receptor signaling pathway. Gene Ontology annotation, cellular component: plasma membrane. Bases 1 to 2859 code for a protein of 952 amino acids. The record is from RefSeq and is a predicted model, not a curated record. Gene Ontology annotation, molecular function: G protein-coupled receptor activity; olfactory receptor activity. Lineage: Eukaryota; Metazoa; Chordata; Actinopteri; Holocentriformes; Holocentridae. The transcript is spliced from 14 exons.
AUGGAAAUCAGUCACCUUUUGCUUGGAUUAUGUGCGUUUCUCCACUUUCACAAGUCAGUUUCAGCGGAGUCCACCUGCAAAUUGAAGGCCAAGUUCAACCUGAACGGUUACAAGGAUGUAGAGAAAAAGAAGGUGGUUGUUGGUGGGAUGUUUCCUGUUCAUCAACGUGUUACUUCCACUGAUGGCAACACUUCAAGUGUACCUGUCUCAUCAGGGUGUGAAGGGUUUAACUUCCGUACCUUCCGCUGGACCCAGACCAUGCUGUUUGCUAUUGAGGAGAUCAAUCUCAGGACAGACCUGCUGCCCAAGACUGACUUGGGCUACGUCAUCUACGACUCCUGCUUCACCAUCUCCAAGGCUGUGGAGGGCACCCUCACCUACCUGACAGGUCAGGACGAGGCUGUGCCCAACUACCGCUGUGGCGACGGGGCACCUCUUGCUGCUCUAGUGGGCGCUGGGGGCUCCGAUCUGUCCAUUGCCACUGCCAGGAUACUGGGACUCUAUCACUUCCCACAGGUGAGCUAUUUUUCAUCAUGUUCUGCCCUGGAGAGUAAAUUCCAGUUCCCCACCUUCCUGAGGACCAUUCCCAAUGACGUGCACCAGUCUACAGCCAUAGCCAAGCUGGUACUGCACUUUGGCUGGACGUGGGUGGGCACCAUAGCCGCUGAUGAUGACUAUGGCAAAUAUGGCAUCAAGGAGUUCAAGGAGCAGGUGGAAGAGGCUGGAGUCUGCAUCUCCUUCUCUGAGACCCUGCCCAAGGUGAGUUCACCAGAGGACAUCCAGCGUAUCGUGGACACUGUGGUUGAAUCCACAGCCAAGAUCAUUGUGGUGUUCUCGUCAGACGUGGACCUCAGUCCUCUCAUUGUCGAGCUGCUCCGACACAACGUGACCAACCGCACCUGGAUCGCCAGCGAGGCCUGGGUCACCUCUGCACUCAUCAACCAGCCUGGGGUGAGCUCAGUGCUGGGUGGUACUCUGGGCUUUGGGGUUAAGAGAGCCAACAUCCCUGGUCUUCAGAGCUAUCUACUGAGCCUGGACCCAUAUGCUGACUCACUCACUGAGGAAUUCUGGGAAACGGCGUUUAACUGCACAUUGAACUAUGGUAAAGCCCUGAGGGAGGCCAGAGAGAGGGCGAAGGCGGCCAACAGCACUCUGUCCAGAGCAGCCAGGGCAGUUCCUGACGGGCUGUGCACGGGGAAAGAGUCCCUGCAGCGGCUCAAUAGCACCUACUCUGAUGUCUCCCAGUUACGGAUCACUUACAAUGUGUACAAGGCUGUAUAUGCCGUGGCUCAUGCUUUGCACAACCUGGAGCACUGUGUGCCUGGACAGGGGCCUUUCAACAGGAACAGCUGUGCUGAGAUCACCAGCUUUGAGCCAUGGCAGCUGAUGUACUACCUCAAGAAUGUACGUUUCAACGUGCCUCACACAGAAGAGGAGAUAUUCUUUAAUGACGGGGACGUGGACGGCUACUACGACAUCAUUAACUGGCAGGUCAAAGGUGACGGGGAGCUAUCUUACGUCAUUGUGGGAAGCUACAACGGCACAGCGCAGCCAGAGGCCAGGAUGACCAUACAGAAUGAAUCCAUAGUGUGGAACAAUGAAGAUGUGGAACAUCCUCGGUCAGUGUGCAGUGAAAACUGUCAGCCAGGCACCAGGAAGGGGAUCCGGCAGGGAGAGCCAGUCUGCUGCUUUGACUGCAUCCCUUGUGCCGACGGCGAGAUCAGCAACACUACCAAUGCUCGAGAGUGUAUCCAGUGCAGUGAAGACUACUGGUCUAACGCCGUCCGUGAUACCUGUGUGCCCAAAACCAUUGAAUUCCUGGCCUUUGGAGAGCCACUGGGGAUCACUCUCAUCGUCAUCUCCGCCUUCGGGGCUCUGGUCACCAUCGCUGUUGGGGUAGUGUUCAUUGUGAACCUCGGCACUCCUCUGGUGAAAGCCAAUGAUGCUCUGUUGAGUUUCUCACUGCUGUUCUCCCUGGUGGUGACCUUCCUCUGCUCCAUCGUCUUCCUGGGAGAGCCUCAACCCUGGAGCUGCAUGACCAGCCAAGUGGCCCUGGCUCUGGGCUUCGCUCUGUGUCUCUCCUCCAUUAUGGGUAAGGCAGCGGUGUUGAUGCUAAGAGCUCAGGCUCUGAAAGCGGCCCGCGCCAAGGCCAAGGCAGCCGCUAAAGCGGCAAAGGCUGCCGCUGAAGCAGCAGCCAAUAGUGGCAACCCUGAUGUCAUAGUAACCAACACGAACAACAACAACAACACUGACAGCAACCCUGGUGGUAACCCUGAAAAAGACAAACUCACCUUUGCCCACCAGAGGGCGAUAGCUGCUGUGGCAACACUGAUACAGGCGGUGGCAUGCACAGUGUGGCUCAUCAUCCUCCCUCCACAUCCUGUCAAGAACACUGCAGCCCAAAAUGUGAAGAUCAUCCUUGAAUGUGAUGAAGGCUCCGUAGUCUUCAUCUGUUGCAUCUUCGCCUAUGACAUCCUACUGGCUCUGCUGGCCUUCAUCUUUGCUUUCAUAGCCCGCAAACUAGAAGACCACUUGAGUGAGGCAAAGUGCGUGACCUUCGGCAUGCUGGUCUUCUUCAUCGUGUGGAUCUCCUUUGUCCCGGCUUAUCUCAGCACACGUGGCAAGUUCAUGGUGGCCGUCCAGAUCUUUGCCAUCCUGGCCUCCAGCUUCGGCCUGCUGGCCUGCAUCUUCCUGCCCAAGUGCUACGUUCUGCUGGUCAAACCUGAACGCAACACGGAGGAGAUGAUGAGGCCCCGUUCCAAACCUCGUGAUGGGACUUCAACCGGCACCUCGGCCUCACUGGCCACAGCUGCUACUGAGGUCAACGCCACAAUCGCAUCCACUGCCAUCGAUGAUUAAGGGAGCAGGCUGGGGUGGGCACCGAGGAUGGAUCCACUUCUCUGUCAGUUCAAUCAAAUCCAGCAAUAAUUUGUGCUGAUUUUUGACUCUUGAGGGCCUAGACUACGACUCAGUGACCAACCAACUUUCAUAAUGUCAUAAUAUUGACUCAUUAAGUUUUUUUCAAAUGCUUUCUGGCAACUGAAAAAGUUGAUCCAAUGGGCAAAAAGCCCAUCAAAUAUAUGUUGCCAUGAAAAACUUAUCCAAUGAAACCUUUCAAGAAAUAAUUGACAGUUACUAAGAAUCAUUACAUUUUAUAAUUAGACAGGAUGCAGUUUCAUUUAUAUA